AUGGCUGAGGAGAAUAAACCAACUGAGCCCUCUAGAGAACAACUUGAUCAAUCGACACCAAGCUUGCCUUUGUUGUUAGCUCAUCAAUUUCAUGGUGGGGAUGCAGGAACAUACGGGCAGCCACUUGGAACAAGCAUGGCUACAAAAACAACAUGGCCUGAGUUAGUAGGCCUAACUGCAGAUGAAGCAGAGAAGAAAAUCAAAGAAGAGAGACCAGCUGUACAAGUUCAGGUAGUUCCUUCAAAUUCCAUUGUCACCAUGGAUUUCAAACAGAAUCGGGUUCGUCUGUAUGUUGAUUCCUCUAGAAAAGUUGAAAGGGCCCCAAAAAUUGGGUAA
Molecule: messenger RNA, 336 nt
Organism: Mangifera indica (mango)
Lineage: Eukaryota; Viridiplantae; Streptophyta; Magnoliopsida; Sapindales; Anacardiaceae
Product: subtilisin inhibitor-like
Exons: 2
Coding region: 1-336 (111 amino acids)
Biological process (GO): response to wounding
Molecular function (GO): serine-type endopeptidase inhibitor activity
Source: RefSeq, a predicted model, not a curated record